Messenger RNA from Sphaeroforma arctica JP610, 292 nucleotides. RefSeq lists its product as hypothetical. The transcript has 3 exons. The annotation marks the transcript as partial. NCBI's taxonomy places the organism in Eukaryota, Ichthyosporea, Ichthyophonida. The record is from RefSeq and is a predicted model, not a curated record.
GUACGACAGACAGCUCUGGCAAUGGGAUUACAAUUCAUGGUGACGACACUUUGGGCUUGCACACUACACGGUCGCAGCGAAGCUCCAUGGGCCCAGACGACGAUAUAUCGGAGCGCAAGGUGCACCAGGGGCGGUCCAAAUUCGCAACUAUAGGACAGUCCCCGACGAAAGGACUGUCACGCGCGUUAUCCAGUGCCACAGUGGUGGAAAGUGCCCUGCAGAAGGCGCCUGCAACUCCCAGAGUACAAACGCUCAAACGUUCCUCUGGCAGCUCAGGGGCCAUCAACUCGUC